Aspergillus piperis CBS 112811 is the source of this 634-nucleotide messenger RNA. RefSeq lists its product as uncharacterized. The coding region runs from base 88 to 579 and encodes 163 amino acids. The transcript has a single exon. The record is from RefSeq and is a predicted model, not a curated record. Lineage: Eukaryota; Fungi; Ascomycota; Eurotiomycetes; Eurotiales; Aspergillaceae.
CACUUUGUUGAUGGCGCGACGCGAAACGAAUAACCGUAUUUGGCGGGCUCCAUCGCAGCUAUUGCCACCAGGCUAAAGUAACUGCCGAUGUCAGUGGAACUGCUGAAGUUAGGUCUAGGGUUAGGGAAGGGCAUCGCACAACGCACAAACCAGGAAAAGAAAAGCGGAGCGUUGCGGUGGAGGGGAAAGAUAGAAAAUUUGAAGAAAAAGGAAAGGAAAAAGAAAAAAAUAGAUGGAAAACUUGUCAGACGGAAUUCCGGAGUACCAACCCACAGAUGGAGCAGCUUAUCAGCUGGAAAGAGCGGGUUCAUCAUUGAGUGGGUCGCUUUCAUUAUCGAGAAUCUGCUCUUUCAAAAAUUUUCAUCGUCUGGGACCCGUGUCUUCUGCUUUGACACCGUAUGCUCUGGAAACUUGUUGUUCAUCCAAGAAGUUGUGGGACCUCUCAUGACAGCAGACCAUAUUUUCAGUGCCAUGUGUAGAAGAGCGAUGCCCAACCUGAUGGUAUCUAGAAGCGGUCAAGAAAUCCUUCCACGGGGAUUCAAGAUCAAUCCCCAACGGCACCGAGACGGUGAUGGUUGACAUCCUUCACCGACUCCAGGGAUGCCCGCCUAGGAUAUUCCAGACCGUUCGGAGA